Messenger RNA from Strigops habroptila (Kakapo), 2320 nucleotides. It is a transcript of the gene MUTYH, whose product is annotated as mutY DNA glycosylase. NCBI's taxonomy places the organism in Eukaryota, Metazoa, Chordata, Aves, Psittaciformes, Psittacidae. Gene Ontology annotation, cellular component: nucleus. The transcript is spliced from 15 exons. Gene Ontology annotation, molecular function: adenine/guanine mispair binding; 4 iron, 4 sulfur cluster binding; purine-specific mismatch base pair DNA N-glycosylase activity. Bases 299 to 1843 code for a protein of 514 amino acids. Gene Ontology annotation, biological process: base-excision repair; mismatch repair. The record is from RefSeq and is a predicted model, not a curated record.
CGGGCGUUUAGCGCCGGCAGCCCUUGGGGUCCUUCCGCGCGGCCGCGGGGACCGGCGGGAGAAGGGAGAAGCCUCAUUUCUCCCCCAGAGCGCUGAUUGGCUCCGGCGAGCGGGAGGCCCCGCCCCUUCUCCAGGGCGCCCCCGGGGACGGGAGGGCGCGAGUGAGCCCGCCCCGCGCCUCGCUCCGAUUGGCUCAGGCGCGGAAGAUGGGCGGGGCGCUGGGAGGGAAACGUUUACCCGCGAAAGUCUCACGUUCCGCCGCUCCGGGUCCCGGCCCCGGCGGCAGCAGCGGCCGGACAUGAGCCAGCUCCGGGCGGCGGCGGCGGCUGCAGCCGGGGGACUCCGGAGGAGCGGCGGGAGGGCGGCCCCGCCUGCGCGCCGGAGCAGGAAGGGCGCGUCGCCCCGCAAAGCAGCGGCCCCAGCGCCCGCCCCGCCGCCAGCCCGGCAUCUCUUCAGUGACCCGGCUGAGAUUGAGGCCCUACGCCGGGACCUGCUCGCUUGGUACGACAAGUGCAAGCGGGACCUUCCCUGGAGGACACGGGCAGCAACUGAGCCAGAUGCUGACAGACGAGCGUAUGCAGUGUGGGUGUCUGAGAUCAUGCUCCAGCAGACGCAGGUGGCUACAGUGAUCGACUACUACAACCGCUGGAUGCAGAAGUGGCCAACGCUGCAGGCUCUGGCGCAGGCAUCCCUGGAGGAGGUGAACGAGCUGUGGGCUGGACUUGGCUAUUACUCGAGAGGGAAGCGUCUGCAGGAGGCAGCGAGGAAGGUGGUGUCCGAGCUGGCUGGUCAGAUGCCCAGGACGGCUGAGGACCUGCAAAAGCUGCUGCCAGGAGUGGGCCAGUACACGGCAGGAGCCAUCGCAUCCAUCUCAUACGGGCAGGCUACUGGUGUUGUGGAUGGGAACGUGAUCCGGGUCCUGUGCCGGCUGCGGUGCAUUGGUGCCGACUCCAGCAGCCCGGCCGUCAUUGACUGGCUCUGGGACAUGGCCAAUGCCCUGGUAGACAGGAGCCGCCCGGGGGAUUUUAACCAAGCCCUGAUGGAGCUGGGAGCAACUGUGUGUGUGCCCAAGGCCCCGCUGUGUGGGGAGUGCCCUGUGAAGCAGCACUGCCGAGCACGACUUAGGGUGGAGAAGGAGCUGGCCUUUGCCUCUCAGAAGCUGUUUGGAAAAGCCACCCCAGUGCCUGAUGUUGAGGACUGUGGUGCUGGGGGCUGCCCCCUGUGCCCCCCAGCCGCGGAGCCGUGGGACAGCAGCCUGGGGGUGACCAACUUCCCCCGGAAAGCAGCGAAGAAGCAGCCGCGGGUGGCACGAACGGCCACGUGUGUGCUGGAGCGGAGGGGCUGCCACGGGGACCACGAGUACCUCAUCGUGCAGAGACCCAGCUCAGGUCUCCUGGCUGGGCUCUGGGAGUUCCCAAGUCUCCCACUGGCUCAGGAUCUGCAGGAGGAGAAGCAGAAGGAGGCACUGGCAGAUCAUCUCCAGGCCUGGAUGGGGCAGCCUGUGGUGGCUGGAGACCUGCAGCUCAUUGGAGAGGUCGUCCACAUCUUCUCUCACAUCCACCAGACAUACGUGGUCUACUCCCUGUCCCUGGAUAGGGAUGUGACCCUGGAUCCUGCCUCAUCCCCAUCCCGCUGGGUGACAGAGGAGGAAUUCCAUGCCUCAGCUGUGUCCACGGCUAUGAAGAAGGUCCUGAAAGCGUGUGAGAAGCAGCGAGGGAAGGGGAGCAGCCCUGGCCAGGGCUCCAAGCGGAAGCGAGGGGCAAAGGCACAGGGAACAGGCAGCACCAGCCCUGGGACACAGCUCUCCCUCCACGCCUUUCUCCGGCCACCGACUGCCCCAUGAUGGCACCUUCCACGUAUGAGACCACCAGAGCCCGGUGCUGUGGUGAGUCCUGCCCGUGAUGUGGGGAUGGUGUCCCCAUGCUGCUGCAAGCCCAGUACAUAGCCCUGUAACAGUCUGCCGCUCCUUGCAGAGUCCACCAGCCUCCCUGGCUCCCCCAUGGGGAGUUGUGCCUUGAUGUGGCCCCUAUGGUCCUGGAUGUGCCAGGAGCUGGCCUGCCCUCCUGCCUCGGUUGGGGCCCUCUGGGGUUAUUUGGCUCCAUACAGCCACUGCUGCAGCACUGUGGACUCAUGGCAGCAGGAAGGUUGUGGCCACAUUGCUCCUGCAGCCCUGUCCCUGCAUGCACCUCAUCUGCCAGCCAGGGAGUGUGGAUCCUGCUGUACCCUUCCCGGCCUCCCACAGCCCUUUUUAUACACUUGUUUUUACUGAACCUGAGCCACAGGCUUUCUAAUAAUAAAUCUAAAGUGUGUGUGGGUUUUA